Messenger RNA from Chrysochloris asiatica (Cape golden mole), 1287 nucleotides. It is a transcript of the gene PANX1, whose product is annotated as pannexin 1. The transcript is spliced from 5 exons. Bases 1 to 1287 code for a protein of 428 amino acids. Gene Ontology annotation, biological process: monoatomic cation transport; positive regulation of interleukin-1 production. Gene Ontology annotation, molecular function: channel activity. The record is from RefSeq and is a predicted model, not a curated record. Lineage: Eukaryota; Metazoa; Chordata; Mammalia; Afrosoricida; Chrysochloridae.
AUGGCCAUCGCCCACCUGGCCACGGAGUAUGUAUUCUCCGACUUUUUACUGAAGGAGCCUUCGGAGCCCAAGUUCAAGGGGCUGCGAUUGGAGCUGGCGGUGGACAAGAUGAUCACUUGUAUCGCGGUGGGGCUGCCUUUACUGCUUAUCUCGCUGGCUUUUGCGCAAGAGAUCUCCAUCGGUACACAAAUAAGCUGUUUCUCCCCAAGUUCUUUCUCCUGGCGUCAGGCUGCCUUCGUGGAUUCUUACUGCUGGGCUGCCGUUCAGCAGAAGGACUCCCUGCAGAGCGACUCUGGAAACCUCCCUUUGUGGCUGCACAAGUUUUUCCCCUACAUCCUGUUACUGCUUGCGAUUCUCUUGUACCUGCCCUCCUUGUUCUGGCGUUUCACAGCUGCUCCUCAUCUCUGCUCAGACCUGAAGUUUAUCAUGGAAGAACUUGACAAAGUUUACAACCGUGCAAUUAAAGCUGCAAAAAGUGUCCGUGACCUCGACAUGAGAGAUGGUGCCUGCCCAGUUAUGGGCUUAAACGAGAACGUAGGGCAAAGUUUGUGGGAAAUAUCUGAAAGUCACUUCAAGUACCCAAUUGUGGAACAGUACUUGAAGACAAAGAAAAACUCGUUUAAUUUAAUAGUCAAGUACCUCAGCUGCCGUGCACUAACACUCACGAUUAUACUGUUAGCAUGUGUCUAUCUGGGCUAUUACUUCAGCCUCUCGUCAUUAUCAGAUGAGUUUGUCUGUAGCAUCAAGUCGGGGAUCCUGAAGAAUGACAGCACUGUCCCUGAUAAAUUCCAGUGCAAACUCAUCGCCGUGGGCAUCUUCCAGCUUCUCAGCUUCAUUAACCUGAUGGUCUAUGGUCUGCUGGCGCCUAUGGUUGUCUAUACAUUGUUUGUUCCAUUUCGACAGAAGACAGAUGUUCUCAAAGUGUAUGAGAUCCUGCCCACAUUUGAUGUUCUACAUUUCAAGUCUGAAGGGUACAAUGAUUUAAGCCUCUACAACCUUUUCCUGGAAGAGAAUAUAAGUGAACUCAAGUCCUACAAGUGUCUUAAGAUACUGGAAAAUAUCAAAAGCAAUGGUCAGGGAAUCGACCCAAUGCUACUAUUGACCAAUCUUGGCAUGAUCAAGAUGGACGUUGUUGAUGGCAGAAUUCCCAAACCUGCUGUAAACACGAUGGGAGAGGAGCAGGAAAACCAGACGGCAGACAUCCAAGAUCUGAACCUACCCAGUGAAACUAUUACAAACAAUGGAGAGAAGAAUGUCCGGCAGAGACUUAUGGAUUCUUCGUGCUGA